This is a messenger RNA of Mya arenaria, 554 nucleotides long. Its product is annotated as 40S ribosomal protein S16. Gene Ontology annotation, biological process: translation; maturation of SSU-rRNA from tricistronic rRNA transcript (SSU-rRNA, 5.8S rRNA, LSU-rRNA). Gene Ontology annotation, molecular function: structural constituent of ribosome; RNA binding. The transcript is spliced from 6 exons. Bases 76 to 516 code for a protein of 146 amino acids. Gene Ontology annotation, cellular component: ribosome; cytosolic small ribosomal subunit. Lineage: Eukaryota; Metazoa; Mollusca; Bivalvia; Myida; Myidae. The record is from RefSeq and is a predicted model, not a curated record.
UUUCCGUACCAACCCAUGCCUUUGCACAUGUAAACCCCUUUCCACUUCCUUUCACAAGUAGCCACUGGGGUAAAGAUGCCUCAGAAGGGAGCAAUUCAAGCUGUCCAAGUGUUUGGGCGUAAGAAGACAGCCACUGCAGUUGCCCACUGCAAGCGCGGCAAGGGACUCGUCAAGAUCAAUGGCCGUCCUAUUGAGCAGAUGGAGCCAGAAAUUCUCAGAUACAAGCUCCAGGAGCCCAUGCUUUUGCUAGGCAAAGAGAAGUUUGCUGGUGUUGACAUCCGAGUGCGUGUGCGCGGAGGUGGUCAUGUUGCACAGAUCUAUGCUAUCAGACAAGCCAUCUCCAAGUCACUGGUUGCUUACUACCAGAAAUACGUAGAUGAGGCCUCAAAGAAGGAGAUCAAGGACCUUCUGGUUGGCUAUGACAAAAGCCUGCUCGUUGCCGACCCCAGACGCUGUGAGCCCAAGAAGUUCGGAGGUCCAGGUGCCAGAGCAAGAUUCCAGAAAUCAUACCGUUAAUUUAUCUGUAUGCUGUCUUAUUAAAGAAAAAAAGUCGA